AAAAAAUAUAAAAAUAUAUAAGAUUCACAAGUUAUAUAGUCAUAACUCAUAAGUCAUAACUCUUAACUCAUCUCACUAGAAAAUAAAAACACAAUACUUGGUAAAGUGCCUGACUCAUCCACUUUUUCUGUCAAUUGUCAUCACUCAUCUCAAUUCAGAAGAAGUAACAGAAGCAACAUGAGUUCAAAGAUUUUUACUUUUGAAGAUGUGGCUAAGCACAAUCACAAGAAUGAUUGCUGGCUUAUAAUCAAUGGAAAGGCAUAUGAUGUUACCCCAUUUUUGGAUGACCAUCCAGGAGGCGACGAAGUUUUGCUAACAUCAACAGCAAAGGAUGCUACCAUUGAUUUUGAGGAUGUUGGCCAUAGUGACUCUGCUGUAGAGAUGAUGCAAAAAUACUUGGUCGGCGAGGUAGAUACCAACACACUUCCGGCAAAAGCUAAACACAAUCCACCACCACCAACACUAGCACCUUCCUCUAGCAACCAAUCCUCGGCCGGAUUCGUCCUUCAAUUCUUGCAAUACGUGCUGCCGUUGCUGAUAUUGGGAUUUGCAUUUGCUCUGCAGUACUAUGGCAAGAAAACAAAGCCAGAAGAAAACUGAGAAUAUGAGCUUGAACCAUGGUUUUUGGUAUAUCCAUUAUUAUUAUUAUGAUUAUUAUUAUUAACACAAAUAUCAUUUUGGUAAUCAUAGACUUGAGGCAGUGUUGUUUUAACUUGGUUACUUUAGACUUUAUAGUAUGUGAAUUUGUUGAAGUGAAUUUCAUCAUAAGCAUUGUGGGUAGUCUAAAUAUUUAUGCUAUUAUUAUGUUAUAUGCCAUGUUUAAUUAUGUAGCCAUGGCUAAAUGCAUUUUUUAUGAAGAGAAACGGGUCAACAAACCUUACUUAGAUCAAAGGCUUUCGG
This is a messenger RNA of Arachis stenosperma, 900 nucleotides long. Its product is annotated as cytochrome B5-like. The record is from RefSeq and is a predicted model, not a curated record. Gene Ontology annotation, molecular function: heme binding. The transcript has 4 exons. The coding region runs from base 178 to 600 and encodes 140 amino acids. NCBI's taxonomy places the organism in Eukaryota, Viridiplantae, Streptophyta, Magnoliopsida, Fabales, Fabaceae. Gene Ontology annotation, cellular component: intracellular membrane-bounded organelle; membrane.